GUAUAAAUGGUAUCAUUUCCAUGAUAUUUAAAAGAAAAUAACUAAGGCCAACAAGGGCAAAAAUAGGUUGAGAGGGGAAAACAACCUUAUGUCCUUAUCUUGUUGUGGGAUGGAGGUGAAGAUGUCACCUCUUAUAAAGGGCUGCAUAAUGUAAUUAGAAAGAAUGAAGCUGAGGUUUUUUUGACACUAGAGGGACAAGAAAAGCUGCAUUUAUCCAUUAGAGGAAGAUGGCAGUAAACAGUUGGCCAAUUGGGAUGCCAAGGGGACCCGUGCUGGCACUUAUCCGUUGUGUAUAGUUGAAGAAAAAGUAAGAUUAAUAUUAUAUGCAGAGAACCAUAUAUGUGAAUGAGAGAGGAAACUGCACUGCAAUUUUUUACCAUAAAAUAGUGUCAUAGAUCACCUUUUUUGGUUGAUGAUGAUAGGCACAUGGGCUGCUGCACUGAAAUACCAGUUUGUUUAGACAUUUUAUAUAAUUCUUUACAUUUUGAUUACUACUGAGACAGUUGUGAGAUAUAUCCUCCCAUAUACUUUGAUCUUCAACUGCACUGCUGUUUCCCCUUUUUCUUUUUUGAUGUUCUUUCUCUGGGAAUUCACUUUUUUUGUAUACAGAGAAGGAAAGGAAAUGGAAAGUAAUAAACAAAUUGGUACUUCUUCCUCAUUCACUGCUCACCUAUUUGGUUCCAAGGAAUCAUCACCAUCGUCAAAAGGGAUUUUCAGUUCCAUUUUCCCACCUCCAUCAAUGGUGGGUGGGAGAAACUCUUCAAGCUCUCAGGUGUUAGAAUCAUGGCCAAAACAGCCUUUAGAAGGAUCAGACUGGAGACAUGGAAUGCAAGCUUCAGUUGCAGAGAGUGCAACAUAUACCAAAGCCAACAAAGACAGUAACUCUGUUUUUCAGGAAGAAAGGAUGGAACCAUUCCAUUUAAGUUCAUCUCUUUACUAUGGAGGCCGAGACAUAUAUGGUUAUUCUUCAAGUACACAAGCUUCUACAUCAUAUCCUAUUUUCAAGAAAGAUGGAGAAGAUGACCCUAAUGGAAGCAAUUCACAAGAUGCUUCUACAGGAAACUGGUGGCAAGGUUCGGUAUAUCAUUAGAGCUAUAUAGCCUUCUAAUGCAUAUGCAUCGUCUGGUCUGAGGAAUUAUCAUAAAAGAAAGAAAAUAAUCAUGGAAGAUAAUAAGUAUAAAUAAGGUUUUGACAUGGACAGCUCCCACGUCACUCCAUCAUAGGCUCUUCCCUGGGAUAAGUUUUGUCUGGCUGAGGAGAGUGGACUAUGUUUAUAUGAUCCUCCCCUCUCUCCCCCUAAUGUGUGAAAGGGCUGAGAAUUGAUAGAUAAGGCUUUCCUUUUCUGAAAGUCGAUAUCUAUUAUUGAGGUAUCCUUUUCAAGUAUUCAUAUGUAAGGAUUGGCCUUUGCUAGAAAAAGAUAUUAAAUGCAAGAUCAGUGAAGUGGAUGUAGAAUAUCUACGUAUUUCCAGAGCAAGAAAAA
Messenger RNA from Gossypium arboreum, 1480 nucleotides. RefSeq lists its product as uncharacterized. NCBI's taxonomy places the organism in Eukaryota, Viridiplantae, Streptophyta, Magnoliopsida, Malvales, Malvaceae. Bases 572 to 1090 code for a protein of 172 amino acids. The record is from RefSeq and is a predicted model, not a curated record. The transcript is spliced from 6 exons.